GUUGCUCCGCUCGGCGCGAAGUUGCAGUCUGCGGCUCUUCCCCCGUGAGGCGGCGGCGGCGCGGCCGGAGCCGGGAUGGGGUGCGCGAUGGCGGCGCGGCGGGAAGGCUCGCGCGCCCUGUUGCUGCCGCUGGUACUGGCUGUGGCGUGCGCGGCGCGCAGCGCCGACGGGCCCAGCAACAUGUCCUACGUGAAGGAGACGGUGGACAGGCUGCUUCAGGGCUACGACAUCCGCCUGCGGCCCGACUUCGGAGGUCCGCCCGUGGAUGUGGGCAUGCGGAUAGAGAUCGCCAGCAUCGACGUGGUCUCCGAAGUCAACAUGGACUACACCCUGACUAUGUACUUCCAGCAGUCCUGGAGGGAUAAAAGACUCUCUUACUCUGGAAUACCUUUGAACCUAACUCUGGACAACAGAGUGGCUGACCAGCUCUGGGUGCCGGACACGUAUUUCCAAAACGACAAGAAGUCAUUUGUCCAUGGGGUGACGGUGAAAAACCGAAUGAUUCGACUCCAUCCAGAUGGAACAGUCCUUUAUGGCCUACGGAUCACAACAACAGCUGCUUGCAUGAUGGAUCUACGCAGAUAUCCUCUGGAUGAACAAAAUUGCACACUAGAAAUUGAAAGUUAUGGAUACACUACUGAUGAUAUUGAAUUUUACUGGAAUGGAGGAGAGUCAGCAGUAACAGGAGUUGAUAACAUUGAACUCCCACAAUUUUCUAUCAUUGAUUACAAGAUGGUAUCAAAGAGAGUGGAAUUUACAACAGGAGCAUAUCCUCGAUUAUCACUGAGCUUCCGGCUUAAAAGGAACAUUGGAUACUUCAUUUUGCAAACCUAUAUGCCUUCCACACUCAUUACAAUUCUUUCGUGGGUGUCUUUUUGGAUCAAUUAUGAUGCCUCUGCAGCCAGAGUUGCCCUAGGAAUCACAACUGUGCUGACCAUGACCACCAUCAGCACCCACCUCAGGGAGACCUUGCCAAAGAUUCCCUACGUAAAGGCAAUAGAUAUUUACCUGAUGGGGUGCUUUGUGUUUGUGUUCCUGGCCUUGCUGGAAUAUGCCUUUGUAAACUACAUAUUCUUUGGGAAAGGACCUCAACGUCAAAAAUACGCAGGAAGGAGAGCAGGACAUGCUAUAGGCAAGAAGAGCAGACUGGAAACAAGUAGAGGCCAGCAACCACACAAUUACAACCAAGCAUCAUUAACUGAGUCAUCAUGUCCUCAGUCUCACUGAACUCAUGAGCCCAUUAAAAGCCCUUUCCUGCAUUCGCCUCCUGUCCCAGUGUGUAGGAGAUCCUUUAUUACAGUGGGUGCAUGAAUUCCGUUCAGGCUUGAAGCAGUCUCCAAGGUCCCACAGAGUAUUGUCCUCCACAGAGCAGAGGAGAUAAGCCACCCUGUUACGGGUUGUUGUGUGCAGACACUAUCUAUCCGUUUCUGUGGAAGUUAAGGAAGCAGAAAAAACAGCAAAACACGCAAACUCUAACCAGCCACCUCAACAGCUCUGGAGAUAACCCAGCCUAGGUGAGAAGAAGCACAGCAAGGAUUGAUGAUGAAGAGGGAAGCAACACUUCUUCAGAGGUCAGCCUUGGCUACCUGAAGCCCUAGUGCACAGAACUAAGGGUGAGAAAGUGUAAAGGAUAAGAUGCAGGUAAGCUCUUUUUCCUACACAUUUGGAGACUUCUUUUAACUAAAAGAAAAGCCUUAACUCGUGACUAAAAGCUUCUGUCUAAAUGCUACACUGACGAAGAUUAUGCUGAGACCAGUACUCAGAACGGGUUGGAAAGUAUUUACAACCACACUUUAAUUUUUCAGAGCACCACAUUCACUCACCAGCAUUUUUCUGACAGAAAACCGAAGGCAUACACGCUUUGUAACAGGAUUUGUAAGAGUUCACACUUCAGACUGAAAUUCCAUUCUGAGGCUGUGAAUGUUUUAGGUGAACUGACUGCUUUUUGCCUGUGCAGUGCAAGUUUGUGAUUUUAGAUACACAUAUAUAUAUAUAUACACAUAGACACACACAUGUGAAUGGAUAUCAAUGGAUUUUGCUAGCCCACUGGAGAUAACAUUGAUGUGGGACCCAGUCAGCAUUCAUUUUACUUAGCAUGGAAGUGCAGAUGUCCAACAGCUGUAUUUCUAUCUUCAGCAGGAAGAAUGCACAUGACCAGAGCAGUGGGACAUGGUAAGGUUAUGAGACCUCUAAUGAAGCCAGCUCCCAGCCCCUUGCCUUCAUGUUCUGAGAAUUUCCACUGGUGGCAUGAUACUGCUACUGGAACACGGGAAAGAUUUUUUUGAGCACAAAGGAAGUACAGCUGUAAGUAUAUACAGCUAUAGGGUAACUUUUUCCUUUUACUAUUGACCCAUACUACUUAUCCUUUCAGGGACCUCUAAGCAAUAGAAGAUAUGUAACGGUGCUUCUCCUCCUUGUGCCAGGUGAAGAUAUUUCUUGUUGCCAUCUGACAUACAUGACUAAAAGAAUUCAAAUUCCUUCGUCAGAUUACAAAAGCCUGAGAUGUGAGCAACACUCAGCAAACUAACUGUGAUAUUAACACAGUAUAGAGAAGCCCAGGUGGAAAAGGAAACCAUACUGCUGUUUCACAUGUGGCUGUUCUUG
This is a messenger RNA of Pezoporus occidentalis (night parrot), 2604 nucleotides long. It is a transcript of the gene GABRB1, whose product is annotated as gamma-aminobutyric acid type A receptor subunit beta1. Gene Ontology annotation, molecular function: extracellular ligand-gated monoatomic ion channel activity; neurotransmitter receptor activity; GABA-A receptor activity. NCBI's taxonomy places the organism in Eukaryota, Metazoa, Chordata, Aves, Psittaciformes, Psittacidae. The record is from RefSeq and is a predicted model, not a curated record. The coding region runs from base 76 to 1227 and encodes 383 amino acids. Gene Ontology annotation, cellular component: plasma membrane; neuron projection; synapse. Gene Ontology annotation, biological process: regulation of membrane potential; chemical synaptic transmission; chloride transmembrane transport. The transcript has 9 exons.